AUGCACAACCUUCUUUUACUUUUUCCAAGAACACAACGGAACACAUAUGAAGAAUGGGGAUACCCACAAUUUACAGUAGAUGAAUAUCUGCAAAGAGAAGUGGUAUUGAAAGAUCUAGAUUAUACACGUGAAAAUUUUCAAAUAUGGGUAUUAGUUCCAGCAAAUGAUACCAAAACAUUGCAAGUAAUCGCAUCAUUAAUAUAUUAUGGUAUAGCAACAGUAUUUACACCAAAAAAAUAUCGUAAAAAUGGUUACGCGAGCAAAUUGUUGUGUUUAUUGCAGGAAAAACUCCAAGAUAAAUCCAACAACAACAACAAUGCACACUUCUCAGUUUUGUAUAGCGAGGUUGGACCAAAAUUUUAUUCUAAACUAGGAUGGAAGCUUUAUCCACAUUCUGAUUUACAUUCUGAUUUAAAAUUACGAGAUCAAUUACCGUCAAAAAUUCCUUCUCAAGUGAAAUUGUUGGAAGACGUGGAUUCACUAAAAUCCAUAAUAGAGUAUGAUUGUGAUUUAGCCUUGAAAGAAUUUAAACAAUUAAGGACAAGUUCGGUUUUAAUCUUACCAAGUUAUCCAUGUUAUGAAUGGUUGUUGAGGAGAAAUGAAUAUCGUACAAAAAUAGAUGGUAAGAAACAAGCAAACAUUAGAGGUGCUGUUGUAGUAAAGAAUAAUAAAGAAGGAAUUGAGGGAGAAGACAUUUUGGGAUUUAUUAUUUGGUGUCAUGAUUUCGGAGAUAAGGAAUUGUUAGCGUUGAGAUUUCGUAGUGAUGGACCAGCAACAACACGUAUAUUGAUGAAUCAAGCUAAAUUGGAGGCAAAGAAAUUUGAUUUUAAUAGUGUCAUAGUAUGGAAUUUAGAUCCUAAAUUGUUCAAAAGAGAUGAAGGAAAGAUAGUUGAACGAGCGAGUUCACUUCCGCAAUUAGCGUGGCACAAUGCAGACAAUAAAAAUGAAAACUUAAUUUGGUUUUUGAAUGAAAAAUACAAAGACAUUUUGGGAUUUAUUAUUUGGUGUCAUGAUUUCGGAGAUAAGGAAUUGUUAGCGUUGAGAUUUCGUAGUGAUGGACCAGCAACAACACGUAUAUUGAUGAAUCAAGCUAAAUUGGAGGCAAAGAAAUUUGAUUUUAAUAGUGUCAUAGUAUGGAAUUUAGAUCCUAAAUUGUUCAAAAGAGAUGAAGGAAAGAUAGUUGAACGAGCGAGUUCACUUCCGCAAUUAGCGUGGCACAAUGCAGACAAUAAAAAUGAAAACUUAAUUUGGUUUUUGAAUGAAAAAUACAGUUGGUGUUGA
This is a messenger RNA of Entrophospora sp. SA101, 1281 nucleotides long. The record is from the annotation of a GenBank genome assembly. Lineage: Eukaryota; Fungi; Glomeromycota; Glomeromycetes; Entrophosporales; Entrophosporaceae.